This is a messenger RNA of Andrographis paniculata, 772 nucleotides long. RefSeq lists its product as uncharacterized. The coding region runs from base 225 to 704 and encodes 159 amino acids. Lineage: Eukaryota; Viridiplantae; Streptophyta; Magnoliopsida; Lamiales; Acanthaceae. The transcript has 4 exons. The record is from RefSeq and is a predicted model, not a curated record.
AAUAAAUAACUUGAAAGAAAAGGGAGGGAAGAUCAAAGAGGCCAUGCAUUAAAGCAAAAGCAUGCAUGCAUUAAAAGUUGUGAGAAGUGCAUAUAUAUAUAUAUAUAUAUAGUGAGUGAUAUAUAAAAAUCCAACAAGUUUUGGAUGAUAAUAUAUAGCAAUGGUGAUAAGUUAGUUAGUUAGGUAAUUAAUGCAACAUCCAACAUACACAAAUAUUGAUCAAAAUGAGGAGUCUUGGAGUGGCCAUCGGGAGUAGCGGUCGAUCCGAGCUGGUCGAAGAGGAUCACGAUCAUGAUGACGUGUCGAAGGCCGCCAUCGCAUCUUACCAAACAAGAGAAAAUGCGAUUGAACAUAGGAAAUUGCAAAUCCGUGAGAAGGUUGAAUCGCAAUUCGCCCGCGCUGAGGAAGAAGCCAAACGGUUGAAGCAAGUGUGGGAAGAACUGGAAGUAUUCACAGAUCCAAUGAGAAAGGAAGUGAGUGUUGUCCGAAAAAAAUUGGACACUGCCAACAAUGAUAUCAAGUCUCUUACCCUCAUCUGCCAAAAGAAAGAAAAGGAAUAUAAAGAAGCAAUGGAAGCUUUUCAAGACAAAUGCAAAGAGAAAGCACAGCUCACCACUGCCCUCAUCCAGCUAGUGGAUGAAAGCGAAAAGUUGAGAAUGAAGAAAUUGGAAGAGCUCACCAAGAUUCUCAAUUUAAAUCCAUAAUUUUGAUUUUUUACAUUGUCAUCUUCUGUCUGCCUUUAUCAUUUCCCAAAGUCUAGAUUUUUUCUUUC